Molecule: messenger RNA, 1298 nt
Organism: Tripterygium wilfordii
Lineage: Eukaryota; Viridiplantae; Streptophyta; Magnoliopsida; Celastrales; Celastraceae
Product: probable E3 ubiquitin-protein ligase RNF144A-A
Exons: 2
Coding region: 25-1050 (341 amino acids)
Biological process (GO): protein polyubiquitination; positive regulation of proteasomal ubiquitin-dependent protein catabolic process; ubiquitin-dependent protein catabolic process
Cellular component (GO): cytoplasm; ubiquitin ligase complex
Molecular function (GO): ubiquitin protein ligase activity; zinc ion binding; ubiquitin conjugating enzyme binding
Source: RefSeq, a predicted model, not a curated record
UUUCUUCUUCCUGAAGUUGUUCCAAUGACAAAAUACAACUUACACCGUAAGUUUACUGCUAAAGUUGGUUUCCUACGUCUCCUUCGCCGUUAUAAGUUGAUGAAUACCCAUCGACUUCUCAUCAUCCCAAAAAUGGCUCAAGAACCCACCUCCAUUCUCGACUCUGUUGAUGAUUUUUACUUCUCAGCCCUCUUUGAGGAAGACCAAGAAGAAAUCUUGCAAGUCUCGGAUGCCAAAUAUGCUCAAGAAUUGCAGCUUCAGGAGGCUCUGAUGGGGUCAGUCACUCUCUGUAAUUCAGUCUUGAAUCAAAAUUUGUCUUCCCCAUCACCGAUGCUGAAUAUUCAACUCACUCCAGUUGUGCCAACAGAGCUCGUAAUCAAGACGCGUGAAGAUUCAGAGGAGGGUUUUGGGGAGUCCUCUUCCUCUAUGAGCUUCUGCAAGAUUUGCAUCGAAAGGAAGGAAAGUGAUGACAUGUUCACAAUUGAUGGGUGUGAUCACUCAUUCUGCUCGGAUUGUGUAGGCAAACAUGUUCAGGUGAAGAUUCAGGAGACUUUGAGUGUUGUAUGUCCAGGAUUGGGAUGCAGGAAUGUGCUUCAACUUGAAGCUUGUAGGCCUGUGAUUUCCAAGGAUGUAAUUGAUCUUUGGGAGAUGACGUUAUGUGAGGACUUAAUUAGUGAAACCCAGAAGUUCUAUUGCCCGUUCAAGGACUGUUCUGCUAUGAUGUUGAUUGAGAAUGAGGAAGGGGAAGUGAUUAGGGAAUCUGAGUGUCCAUUCUGUCACAGACUGUUCUGUGCCCAGUGUUCUGCUGGUUGGCAUCCAGGGGUUGAGUGUGAGGAGUACCAGAGGCUGAAUGAGGAUGAGAGAGGGAGAGAGGAUCUUAUGGUGAGAGAGCUUGCUAAUGAGAAUAAAUGGAGUAGGUGCCCCAAAUGCAGAUUCUAUGUAGAGAGAACAGAAGGUUGCCCUCACAUUACUUGCAGGUGCAAUUAUCAAUUUUGCUAUGGAUGUGAAGAAGAAUGGAGUCAGUCUCAUGCGGGCUGUCACAAACAGUGAAGAAGUAUGCAGCAUAACCAGGGAGGGUUCCCUUUUUAAUCUUUGAUCUUGGAUGGAUUACUAUGUAAUUGGUUAUGUUAUAUCAUCAAUAUUGAGUUCUUUUUGAUAUUGCACAGAAAACCUGUGUCGAGACUGGGUUGAUGAUAUAGGAAAAAACUGCAUGUAUUCUUUUUUCUCCCUCUUGGGUGUGCUUUUGUUUGUUCUCAUUGUUUCUUGGGUUGAUGAUAUAAUGGGCUUCUAUUUAUGUA